Lycium ferocissimum is the source of this 1423-nucleotide messenger RNA. RefSeq lists its product as uncharacterized. Bases 1 to 1320 code for a protein of 439 amino acids. Gene Ontology annotation, molecular function: DNA binding; zinc ion binding. Lineage: Eukaryota; Viridiplantae; Streptophyta; Magnoliopsida; Solanales; Solanaceae. Gene Ontology annotation, cellular component: chromatin; nucleus. The record is from RefSeq and is a predicted model, not a curated record. The transcript has 3 exons. Gene Ontology annotation, biological process: regulation of DNA-templated transcription.
AUGGCUGAGAGCUUUAAUGCUUGGAUCUUGCCUGCAAGACACAAGACCAUCAUAACCAUGCUAGAAGAGAUUAGGAUGAAGGUAAUGACUAGGAUAAGCGUGAUGAGGUCUUUUGCAAACACUUGGGUCACAAGAAUAUCUCCAAUGGCAUUAAGGACAUUAGAAGAAAACAUGGGGAAGUCAAUGAACGUAAUAUUGUGUUUAAUGGUGAGCAUGGGUUUGAGAUUCUUGAUGGUCCAUAUCAAAGACACUGUUGAUAUUGUCAAUGAGAAAUGUAGUUGUAGGUCAUGGCAGCUCAAAGGAAUACCAUGUCCACAUGCCAUUUGUGCCAUGUUGUACAAGAAGUAUGAACCUAUUGACUAUGUCCAUGAAUACUAUAGCAAGAAGAACUGGUUCAAAACCUAUUGUCACUACAUUCAACUAAUGACAAAUAUGGCAAUGUGGCCUAGGUCUGCUAAUCCUGCUAUUGCACCACCAAUCAUCAGAAAAAUGCCAGGCAGGCCCUCAAAAGCAAGAAGGAAAGAGGCCAGUGAAACAAAGAAAUCUGGAAAAAUGCCAAGAACAGGCAUGCUGAUGACUUGCAGCCAAUGUGGAGUGGAACAUGGGUCGCUUUCUUUCGCUUCUCAAACAUUUGAUGCUUCUCAAACCAAUGAUGCCUCUCAAACUAAUGAUGCCUCUCAAACCUUUGUUGCUUCUCAAACCAAUGCCGCUUCUCAAAUAACUGCUGCUUCAAACAAUGUCCCAAGGCCAACGGGGAGACCAAGAAAAGCACCUGUGGUACCUGAAACUCCUCCAAGACCAAAGGGUAGGCCAAGAAAAGAUCCUAAUGUGCCUAGUGCUCCUCCAAGACCAAGGGGAAGGCCAAGAAAAGAACCUGCAGUUGCUACUCCAAAGCCUAGAGGAAGGCCAAGAAAAGAACCUGCAGUUGCUACUCUAAAGCCUAGAGGAAGGCCAAGAAAGGUAACAGAGGUUGUUGCUAGUCCUGCCCCUGCUGUUCUCAAAAGAGUUGAUUCUGAGGGUCCCCCUUCUUACCCAAAUAAAAGAUCUAAAACAGUUGGUAUGGGAGUCUUUGUUGCUGAAAGUGGUUAUACAUCCCUGAAUCAUGGCAUGCCUACUAGUAGAGUGCUGAAUUUUGGUGGUAAACAUCAAGCAAGUCAGCCUAUAAGAUCUGCUGAAGUCACAGGAGACCUUGGUCACAAGGCACGGCAAGGGAUGAGGUACAAAGGCAAACCAUGCUACUCAAGAAGCAUGCUUGAUGAGAUUAGAAGGGACAAACUCAACAAGGCCACUAGCAGCAAAGGAAAGAGGCCAUGGAAGUGAUGACCAUUAUUUAGAUGACUAGAAUUAAGUUGUUUUUGGAUAUUAAACACUUUGUAUGAAUUCGGCAGUUUGGAAGACUUGAAUUAGCAGUUACAAUGACUUA